AUGCAGGAUAAUGCGUGCUACAACUGUGGUCGUGUAGGUCAUGUGGCCGCGUCGCAAGCGUGCCCAGCUCGUGGCAAACAGUGUAGAAAUUGUCAGAUUUAUGGACACUUUGAACGACUGUGCCGCAAACAGAAGCAACGACCACUUCCGGAUCAAGGUGGCAAGCAGAUUCGAGCGGUACAGAAUGAGCAACCAACUUGUGAGGACAGUAGUAAUGUCAAGGAGGAGAUUGGACAGGACAAAGUAUACUAUGCUUUCUACUCGGGCAACGAAAGCAACGUUGUGACGUGCGACAUCGGUGGCGUUGAAUUGGAAAUGCUGGUAGACUCCGGUGCUGACGCCAAUCUUAUCAGCAAAGCGUCUUGGUCCAAACUAAAGGAUAAACGGGUAUUGUUGCAGUCAUCCACGAAAGGAAGUACCAGGAUCCUAAAGGCUUAUGGAAGUAAUGAUCCGUUGAAGAUUUUGGGUUCUUUUGUUGCUGACAUAGAGGUGGGAAAAAGCCGAACUCAGGCGGAAUUUCUGGUGGUCGAAGGUGGCCAGCGUUGUCUGCUAGGCGACACUACUGCCAAACAACUGGGCAUUCUGAAAGUUGGGUUGAAUAUCAACAAAGUCAACGAUUUGUCAUCACCGUUUUCGACGAUCAAGGGCGUAGAAGCAUUCAUUCACGUUGACCCCAACUUUGCACCUGUUUUUCAACCCAUGCGCCGACUGCCUUUGCCUCUGGAAGCAGCUGUCAACUUAAAGUUGGACGAGUUACUUCAGCGUGACAUUAUUGAGCCGAAAACAGGGCCGACAAGCUGGGUAUCGCCGCUAGUUGUGGUAGGGAAGACAAACGGUGAAGUACGAUUAUGCCUUGGCCUUCGUCGUGUAAACGAAGCGGUCUUAAGAGAGCAUCAUCCUAUGCCGGUGGUGGAUGACCACAUUGCGCGACUUGGUAGAGGUACGGUCUGGAGCAAGCUUGACAUCAAAGAGGCCUUCUUGCAAAUCAAACUCGAUGAUGAAUCCAAAGAUGUUACCACCUUCAUCACAGGACGAGGAUUGUUCCGGUUCAAACGGUUGCCAUUUGGGUUGGUGACGGCUCCGGAGCUCUUCCAAAAAGCGAUGGAUGAGAUUUUGUCAGGAUGCGAGGGAGUAGCUUGGUACCUCGACGACGUCAUCAUCGAAGGCAAAGAUAUGGAAGAACAUGAUGUUCGCCUAAAUGAGGUAAUGUAA
Messenger RNA from Ochlerotatus camptorhynchus, 1212 nucleotides. RefSeq lists its product as uncharacterized. Lineage: Eukaryota; Metazoa; Arthropoda; Insecta; Diptera; Culicidae. Gene Ontology annotation, molecular function: nucleic acid binding; zinc ion binding; aspartic-type endopeptidase activity. Gene Ontology annotation, biological process: proteolysis. The coding region runs from base 1 to 1212 and encodes 403 amino acids. The record is from RefSeq and is a predicted model, not a curated record. The transcript has a single exon.